This is a messenger RNA of Salarias fasciatus (jewelled blenny), 4688 nucleotides long. It is a transcript of the gene ankrd28b, whose product is annotated as ankyrin repeat domain 28b. The transcript is spliced from 28 exons. Bases 162 to 3323 code for a protein of 1053 amino acids. Gene Ontology annotation, molecular function: protein binding. The record is from RefSeq and is a predicted model, not a curated record. NCBI's taxonomy places the organism in Eukaryota, Metazoa, Chordata, Actinopteri, Blenniiformes, Blenniidae.
CGCUGCUCGUCUGCUUGCCUACAUGCCAUCAGGUUAGACAGCUGCUAGCAGAGAGAGCUAAGCUAGAGCCACGCCAGGCCUCCAGCAGACCAGCGGAGGGAGAGCUACUGACACUGAUAUCCUGUAUGAAUCUGCAUGAGAACAGUUAAAAUCCCAGAAAUAUGGUGGUUCUCAAAAUUCGAGACCAGCCUGCUUUGCUGAAAGCCAUCUUCAAUGUGGACCCGGAUGAAGUACGCUCACUCAUAUUCAAAAAAGAGGAUGUAAAUGCACAGGACAAUGAGAAGAGAACUCCGUUACAUGCUGCCGCCUAUCUCGGGGAUGCAGAAAUCAUCGAGCUGCUGAUUCUUUCAGGUGCGAGAGUAAACGCCAAAGAUAACAAGUGGCUCACUCCUCUGCACCGGGCCGUGGCCUCAUGCAGCGAGGAGGCCGUCCAGGUGUUGCUGAAACACUCGGCGGACGUAAAUGCCCGAGACAAGAACUGGCAGACGCCGCUUCACAUCGCCGCAGCCAAUAAGGCGGUCCGCUGUGCCGAAGCCCUCGUCCCGCUGCUCAGUAAUGUGAAUGUGUCAGACAGAGCCGGCCGGACCGCGCUGCACCACGCAGCCUUCAGUGGUCAUUUGGAGAUGGUGAGGCUCUUAUUGUCCAGAGGAGCCAACAUCAAUGCUUUUGACAAGAAGGAUCGCCGUGCAAUCCACUGGGCAGCUUAUAUGGGUCACAUAGAGGUAGUGAAGCUUCUGGCUUCUCAUGGAGCCGAAGUGGCCUGCAAAGAUAAGAAAUCCUACACUCCCCUUCAUGCAGCCGCAUCCAGUGGCAUGAUCAGUGUUGUUAAAUACCUCCUGGACUUAGGCGUGGAUAUCAAUGAGCCCAAUGCGUACGGUAACACCCCUCUGCACGUGGCCUGCUACAACGGGCAGGACGUGGUCGUGAAUGAACUCAUAGAGUGCGGCGCCAACGUCAACCAGGUCAACGAGAAGGGCUUCGCGCCGCUGCAUUUCACCGCCGCUUCGCGUCACGGAGCGCUCUGCCUGGAGCUGCUGGUGUGCAACGGGGCCGACGUCAAUAUCAAGAGUAAAGAUGGUAAGACUCCUCUCCACAUGACGGCCAUCCACGGGAGGUUUUCUAGGUCCCAAGCAAUCAUUGAGAAUGGUGCUGAGAUUGACUGUGAAGACAAGAACGGAAACACACCACUACACAUCGCCGCUCGAUACGGACACGAGCUCCUCAUCAACACCCUCAUCACCAACAAAGCUGACACGGCAAAGCGUGGGGUUCACGGCAUGUUUCCGCUGCAUCUGGCUGCUCUCAGUGGAUUCUCCGACUGCUGCCGCAAGCUCCUGUCUUCAGGUUUUGAUAUUGACACUCCUGAUGACUUCGGAAGGACCUGUUUACACGCCGCCGCAGCAGGAGGAAACCUGGAAUGUCUCAAUCUUCUCCUCAACACUGGGGCGGACUUCAACAGAAAGGACAGCUUUGGCAGGACCCCUCUGCACUACGCAGCUGCCAACUGUAACUACCAGUGCCUGUUUGCUCUGGUGGGCUCGGGGGCCAGCGUCAACGACCUAGACGAGCGGGGCUGCACUCCUCUCCACUACGCCGCCGCCUCCGACACAGAUGGAAAGUGCCUGGAAUAUUUACUGAGAAAUGAUGCGAAUCCAGGGAUCCGGGACAGUCAGGGCUACAACGCCGUGCACUACGCCUCGGCGUACGGCCACCGCCUGUGUCUCGAGCUGAUUGCAAGUGAAACGCCCCUGGAUGUGCUCAUGGAAACCUCAGGGACGGACAUCUUGAACGACUCUGAUGUCCGAGCACCCGUCAGCCCCCUGCACCUCGCUGCGUACCACGGUCACCAUCACGCUAUGGAGGUCCUGGUGCAAUCCCUGCUGGAUCUAGAUGUGAGAAACAGCCAAGGGCGCACGCCUCUGGACCUGGCUGCUUUCAAAGGUCACGUGGAGUGUGUGGACGUCCUGAUCAACCAGGGAGCCUCCAUACUCGUCAAAGACUUCACCUUGAAGCGAACCCCUAUACACGCUGCAGCUACAAACGGUCAUUCGGAAUGUUUGCGUUUGCUAAUUGGAAAUGCUGAUCUACAAAGUGCAGUCGACAUUCAAGAUGGGAAUGGACAGACUCCUCUGAUGCUGUCGGUCCUGAGCGGACACACAGAUUGUGUGUAUUCCCUGCUGAAUAAAGGAGCCAGUGUUGAAGCCAAAGACAAGUGGGGCAGGACGGCCCUGCAUAGAGGAGCUGUGACCGGUCAUGAAGAAUGUGUGGAGGCCUUGCUUCAACACAACGCCAACUUCCUGGUGCGAGACUGUAAAGGCCGCACGCCCAUCCACCUGGCGGCAGCGUUCGGACACUUAGGGGUACUGGGAGGCCUUCUGCAUGCUGCCCAAUCAGUGGAAACACUCCCUGUCUUAACAGACAACCAAGGCUACACCCCACUGCACUGGGCCUGCUACAAUGGUCACAAUACAUGUGUGGAGGUUUUGCUGGAACAAGAGGUUUUUCACAAGGCUGACGGCAAUUCUUUCAGCCCCCUCCACUGCGCUGUGAUCCACGAUAAUGAAGGUGCUGCAGAGAUGCUGAUAGACAUUCUGGGCCCCGCCAUCGUCAGUUCCAAAGACAGCAAAAACAGGACUCCCCUGCACGCGGCGGCGUUCACUGACCAUGUGGAAUGCCUCCAGCUGCUGCUGAGCCACAACGCUCAGGUCAACUGCGUGGACGCCGCAGGGAAGACUCCACUCAUGAUGGCUGCCGAGAACGGCCAGACCAAUGCUGUCGAGUUGCUGGUGAGCAGCGCGAAGGCAGAUCUGACUCUACAGGAUGCUGUGAAGAACACUGCGCUUCAUCUGGCCUGCAGUAAGGGACAUGAAACCAGUGCCUUGUUGAUAUUGGAGAAGAUUACAGACAGAAACCUCAUAAAUGCCACUAACGCCGCCUUACAGACGCCUCUUCACGUGGCUGCAAGAAACGGCCUCACUGUGGUGGUUCAAGAGCUGCUCGCCAAGGGAGCCAGCGUCCUUGCAGUCGAUGAGAACGGUUACACGCCCGCCUUGGCUUGUGCCCCCAACAAGGACGUAGCAGACUGCCUCGCCCUCAUCCUGGCCACCAUGAUGCCUGUGUCCCCCUGCACCCCGGCGCCCACCUCCCUCCCCUUCAGUGCCAUUAACCACUACACCACCAGCCCAUCCAAGAGCGUGACCUUCGACAGCCUGCCCGUGCUGCGCGGCGAGCACAGCUCCUACUGCAGCUUCAACAACAUCAGCCACCACGACGGCUUCUACAAGGACGAGGAGCUCAAUGACUCCGACUCGGAGACGUACUGAGGAACGGGGAGGAAGCAACAAAUGCAUCAAUACACACACUCACACACACAUUCACACACACACACACACACACUGUGUCUUAAAGAAUCACCCACCGCAAGCUUGGGAGGGCAGAGUAAGACACAAGCCCCUCCCCCUGCAGGAGCCUUAAGAGUCCCCCGUCUCCCCUCCGGGUCAGAGAGCGAGUUGAGGGACGAGGUGCAGCAGGCCGGUCCACACCCACCCCGACCUCAUCCAGCCCACCCCGGACCUCUGUAGACCACUGCGUCACCAGCGCGGACUUCCUGAAACCGGUCAGGAAGAGCAACAACAACCUGUUCACAGCAAUAAGAUGCUGAAGAGGGGCGGUCGCACUUUACAGAGAGCUGAGCCAGCAGGGACCAAGACGACUCGGAUGCAUUUUAACCCAGUUUUAACUGCAGCGCUGACGCUCGGCGAGGUGUUCAGGUCCACCGCUCGGUGGAGACGGAGGAGGGAGAGGGGGCGUGGGGGUCAGUUGUCAUUGGCUGAAAAUCGCACACUAACAUUUGUCAGAAUGCACUUGUCCUUCAAGUCUGUAAGUCAUACAGGGGGAAAACGUUUAUUUUUUUAAAUCAGAAAUUUUAAUAAACCCAUUUACAUGUCUUAAAUUUCCUCUUUGGAAAGAAAAAACAAAACAAAACAAAAAAACACCUGACUUACUGUCCCGAGUAAGUUGGAAACAUUUGAUAUGUGCACCGGGUUAUUAAGUCGAUCCACCCCACCUUUGUAUAUUGACCUGUCCAUCCGCGGUUUAGUCUUUGAAGAAUAAAUUAUUUGUGUACUUUGGGUUUCUUUUCAUGUGUUAAUUUCGUGCCUUCAUUACUUACUGCGAAGACGAGGGUUUGUAGAGGCAGCUGUGACAGUACAGUGAUGCGCACUAGGUAAGUAUUUAAACACUUGUGAUAAGCACUGAUCCAAUCCUGAGGUCUCUUCGCUCAGCGUUGUGAGGACAAACACUGUAAACCAAUGAGAGGGCGGCAUUUGAUUUUCUUUGGUCUGAAUAUUUUUGUUCUUCUGCCGGUCAAUGGACGUUGACAGGUUUUGCUUGCUUUAAUUAUGACUAAAAGAAGAAACCACUCAAUUACACUUUGAUUUAAAAAAAAAAAAAAGUCCCAGUUCUGUCUGGAGAAUCCUUUUAACUGGAAAUAUGUACAAUACAUUUGCUAGGUUCUUUAGAGUGAAAAGGAUUUUUUUUUUUUCUUUUCCUUGCUUUUUCUUGAAGAAGAAUGAAACUAGCGUGUAUAUAGAAAUUGACUGUGAAUUCAAAGUUCCAAUGAAUUCUUUCAGUACUGAGAUUGCUGUAUAUUUUAUGAGUAAUAAAGAAAUGAGUUAUUUAAUAUUGAA